CUGCAAAUAUCGUUGUCUCAUGGGGAAGGGGAGAGGAUGGACAACUCGGCCUUGGGGAUGCUGAAGAUCGAUUUUCUCCAACUCAGGUGAGUGCAUUGGAUGAGCAGCAAAUAGUAUCUGUCACUUGUGGAGCUGAUCAUGCAACUGCUUACUCUGAGGCCCUCAAGCAAGUCUAUAGCUGGGGAUGGGGUGAUUUUGGGAGAUUGGGUCAUGGAAACUCCAGUGACUUGUUCACUCCUCAACCAAUAAAAGCACUGCAUGGUAUAUGCAUUAAGCAGAUUGCAUGUGGGGACAGCCAUUGUCUUGCUGUGACAAUGGAAGGCGAAGUGCAGAGUUGGGGGAGAAAUCAAAAUGGCCAACUAGGCCUUGGCACCACAGAGGACUCUCUUGUGCCUCAAAAGAUUGAAGCUUUCAAGGGAAUACCUGUAAAAAUGGUUGCUGCUGGUGCCGAACAUACAGCUGCUGUUACGGAAGAUGGUGAACUUUAUGGUUGGGGUUGGGGUCGAUAUGGUAAUCUGGGGUUAGGUGACCGAAAUGAUCGCUUGGUUCCAGUAAAAGUUUCAGCUACUGUGGGAGAAAAGAUGUUCAUGGUUGCAUGCGGUUGGCGGCACACUAUCUGUGUUUCCUCUUCUGGUGCUUUGUAUACAUAUGGUUGGAGCAAAUAUGGUCAACUAGGACAUGGUGAUUUUGAGGAUCAUCUUUUCCCUCAUAAGGUUCAAGCUUUGCAUGACAGUUUUACUUCUCAGAUAUCAGGUGGUUGGAGGCAUACCAUGGCACUUACUGCUGAUGGAGAACUUUAUGGUUGGGGUUGGAACAAGUUUGGACAAGUUGGUGUUGGUGACAAUGUUGAUCAUUGUUCACCUGUACAAGUGAAAUUUCCACAUGAUCAGAAAGUAAUUCUGAUUUCAUGCGGAUGGAGGCACACACUUGCUGUUACAGAAAGACAGAAUGUCUUUUCCUGGGGAAGAGGUACAAAUGGUCAGCUAGGUCAUGGGGAGUCUGUUGAUAGGAAUGUCCCAAGGAUAAUAGAAGCAUUAAGUGUUGAUGGAUCAAGUGGACAACAAAUCGGGUCUUCGACUUUUGACCCAUCAGCAGCUGAAAAAUCUUGGGUUUCACCAACAGAGAGAUAUGCUGUUGUUCCAAAUGAAAAUGUGCCCAAGCAAACAGUGACUUCAGUAAAAGGGAACGGAAACGACGUAAAUGUGCCUGAAAAUGAUGUGAAAAGGAUACGGCUAUGAGAUUUUUAGUGUAUGCAUGUAACAGUUUGACGUUU
This is a messenger RNA of Nicotiana tabacum (common tobacco), 1273 nucleotides long. Lineage: Eukaryota; Viridiplantae; Streptophyta; Magnoliopsida; Solanales; Solanaceae. The record is from RefSeq and is a predicted model, not a curated record.